Molecule: messenger RNA, 1629 nt
Organism: Pseudomassariella vexata
Lineage: Eukaryota; Fungi; Ascomycota; Sordariomycetes; Amphisphaeriales; Pseudomassariaceae
Product: RNA polymerase III RPC4-domain-containing protein
Exons: 2
Coding region: 1-1629 (542 amino acids)
Biological process (GO): transcription by RNA polymerase III
Cellular component (GO): RNA polymerase III complex
Molecular function (GO): DNA binding
Source: RefSeq, a predicted model, not a curated record
AUGGCUCCUAGAGGCUCGCGUGGAGGUACGAGAGGUGCAAGAGGCGCACGAGCGGGCCGAGGCGGUCACGGCGCAUCUUCAGCAGCAGCAGCGUCAGUGAGUCAAGACGAUGGCCCAGCACCAGUCGCGCCAGAUGGCGACGUCGUCAUUCAAGAUGCGCCCGCUGCGCCUGCUGCGCCUGCUGCGCCGGUUGCGCCGGUUGCGAAUAUGAACGAGCCACAAGCCGAUCGCCCUGCAACAAUCGAUUCGACACCAUCUCGGACCGAGUCCGCAACUCCUGCUUCAUCCGCAAGGGGCGUUGGGCGAUUCAGACCAAAAAACGUCAGAAGAGAUGCGUCGGAGCGACAAAGACUUGAGGAGGAGCGGAGGCGCGACCUGUCUAUCAAGAUCAAGGUCGAGGAGAAAGAGCAGCGCGAUGCCGAGCGCAGAGCACGAAGAGGCAGAGGUAGAGGGGCAGGAGAUUCGUCUCGUGGUGGCAUGAUCAGACGGACUGUGGUAGGCACUGGCCUGCUAUCGGGGGUCCCAGCAGAGAGUGUCAGACAGGGUGGCGGAAGCAGCGGCGUCAGUGGAUGGCGUUCGUCUUACAAGUCGGGUGCGAAGUCAGAAUACGGCCCCAGGUACCACGACAGAAAAGCCAACGAGAACCGAGUCAACAUCGAUGCAAUCAGAGAGAACGCUGAACCUUCAGAUGCGGGUUCUGGUAGUCGAAGGUCUCCUGGAAACCUGCCUGUGGGUAUCCUUAGACAUGAGUACAAAGAGGAGGAUGUUAAGGUAGCUACCAGUGCUGAGCUCGAGGCCGAGGAGCAGGAAGACGACGACAAUCUGUUUGUGGAUAAUCUGACUAGGAAUCUGACUAGCAUCGGCAUGGCGGACGACAAUGCCGUAUGGCAUGCCGCUCCAGCACAUCUCAAGGAGCCAAAUGUCAAGGAGCCUGCCAUUAAACUUGAGCCUGGUAUGGAGGGAGACGUUAUGGACCUUGACGACAGUCCCGCCGUACCCAAAACACCCCUUUCUCCGGAGCUGAAGAAGCCUGAAAUUGACGAUGCCGACAUGGAUGGGGAGAAUGAGGUGGACGCCAAAGAAAAAGCAUUGGAGAAGAAGCGAGAAAGAGCUUUACAGGACCCCGAACUUCAAGCCAUGGCAAACGACACGAGAGCACUGCUUGAAGAAUUCGACCUCGACCAAAAGGACGGCCGGCUGUACCUGUUCCAGUUCCCACCUAUUCUUCCACCUCUUCAGAACCUUGAUAGCGAAGGCAACGUAGUGGACCUCGUGGACAAUAACGCUGUUGUGGGGCCGAAGGUCAAGAGGGAACCCAAUACCGCGGGUCCUCAGUUGACAUCAGACGCAAUGCCGGCUGCUGGUGGAUUUAUCGGUAAGCUGAACGUUCGCAAAUCGGGUAAAGUCGAACUGGAUUGGGGCGGUCGCAUUCUAGACCUCGGCAUAGCGACACCGACGGAUUUCCUCACAUCAACUGUCAUCAUUGAUGAACAAGAGAACGAUCUUGCUUCGGGAGUGGGCAAAGCUACAGGCAUGGGCAAUGUCUACAGCAAGUUCGUUUUGACACCUAUCUUCAAUGAGGAGGAAGACUGGGAACCAAAUCUCGACGGACUCUACCUCGGACCUUAA